Rubroshorea leprosula is the source of this 1233-nucleotide messenger RNA. The record is from the annotation of a GenBank genome assembly. NCBI's taxonomy places the organism in Eukaryota, Viridiplantae, Streptophyta, Magnoliopsida, Malvales, Dipterocarpaceae.
CAUAAUUCAGACAAAGAAUAAUAUAAUGUACACAUUUUGCAGAUUCUCUUUCCAAACCUGGAGGAGUUGAAUUUGUUCUCGCUUAACAUUGAAAGUAUAUGGAGCAGUCAGCUUUCGAAAAAAUCUUGUUGUAUCCACACUCUGACAAAGUUGAUUGUUGAGGCCUGUGAUCAUUUGGAACACUUAUUUUCAUCUUCUAUGGCUAAAUGUCUGGUGCAGCUGACAUACCUUGAAAUUGAAAAAUGCAAAAGGAUGAGAGAGAUAAUUGCACCAGAGAAUGCAGAAGAAAUGGAGGAUUUGAUUUCUUUUCCUAAGUUAAACAUCCUGCGUAUAAGUGAUCUUCAUAACCUUGGCAGAUUUUGCUCCGGAAACUAUAGUAUUGAAUUCACAACCUUGAAGAAAUUGGAUAUAGAAAAUUGCCCAGAAUUAACAGGGUUCAUGGUCAAUACGGGCACAGAUGUUACGGGCGGUCUACAACCCCUCUUUAAUGAAAAGGUUGCGUUUCCCAGCUUGGAACAAUUGGAAAUCAGUGGCUUGAAGAAGUUGAGGAUCAUAUGGCACCACCAACUCCCUGCAGAUUCGUUCUGCAAACUAAAAAAUUUAUCCAUUUUCUCUUGUGAUAAAUUAUUGAAUAUUUUUCCAUCUUAUAUGCUUGCUAGAUUAUUGACAUCAGUGGAAGAGUUGGCGGUAGUAUCUUGUGGGAGUCUAAAAGAGAUAUUUGAACUUGGAGAAUUGAAUAUGGAAGAGUCACAUGCUGUGGUAAACACUAUGUUAAGAAAAUUGGUUUUGGUAACUUUACCAAGGUUGAAGCAUUUGUGGAGCAAGAAUCCCAGCGGAAUUCUCACUUUGCGGAACUUGCAGACUGUGGAAGCUUUUGCUUGUUGCAACCUCCAAAAUAUGUUCCCAGCUUCAGUGGCAUUGGGGCUUCAGCAACUUGAAGUUUUGAAAAUACAAGGCUGCACGAUGAUGAAGGAAGUUGUAGCAUUGGAAGAAGGAGAUGAAGCAGUUCAUAGGUUUGUGCUUUCUCGUUUAUCUACUCUGAAGCUCCGUGAUCUACCAAGACUCAAAUAUUUCUAUCCUCAGAAACACGUAAUAGAGAGCCCCAUGUUAAAAGAUUUCUAUUUAGAUCUACGGAACUCUUUUAAAGAAACAGAAGGAGAGAGGCUUGGCAAAUUUCCAGUUCAGCUGCCGCUUUUCUCUAUUAAAAAGGUAUGAGCCUCAGUUACAAAACAA